Molecule: messenger RNA, 825 nt
Organism: Baudoinia panamericana UAMH 10762
Lineage: Eukaryota; Fungi; Ascomycota; Dothideomycetes; Mycosphaerellales; Teratosphaeriaceae
Exons: 3
Coding region: 250-651 (133 amino acids)
Biological process (GO): mRNA splicing, via spliceosome; nuclear-transcribed mRNA catabolic process
Cellular component (GO): catalytic step 2 spliceosome; U12-type spliceosomal complex; spliceosomal tri-snRNP complex
Molecular function (GO): RNA binding
Source: RefSeq, a predicted model, not a curated record
AUGCGGUGCUAGAUUCGCUCAUGCAGCCACGUUGUUCGAAGCGCAGCACAUCGAGCAGAGGAGUGUGAGGAGCCAUCCCCUCCGACGUGCAUCUCGGUGUGUGUGGCCCGAGCUUCGCCGUACCGGCAAAAAGCCCCCAAAUGUUUGGCAGUAAUUUAAGCACUAGCAAUUUCACCACGUGAGCUGCUGUUCAGAUCUGGCGCGGAGAGCGCUGCAUUGCCAAUGUGCCGGACGUAGAAAUCGACAAGGAUGUCCGAGAGGGGUCAAUUUCGCGGAGGGCGUGGUGGUGGUCGUGGUGAUCGAGGCGGCCGCGGCGGUGGCGCUGACCGUGGCGGACGUGGUGGAAGUCAGGCGCAGAGCGCGGACCGGAAGAAGGAAAACAUUCUUGACCUAACCAAAUACAUGGACAAGGACAUAACCGUCAAGUUCAACGGUGGCCGGGAAGUAACCGGUCUACUCAAAGGAUACGACCAAUUGAUGAACCUGGUCCUUGACAAUGUCAAAGAGAUCACUAGAGAUGACGAAGGCAACCUGAGCACGCGCUCUCUGGGCUUGCUUGUUGCUCGAGGCACAUUGCUUGUUCUCAUCUCGCCUGUCGAUGGCAGCGAAGAGAUUGAGAAUCCCUUCGUGCGAGGAGAUGACGACGAGUGAGGUGUAAUCUGGUUAGAGGUGAGGUCUGGUAUGGAAAACCCUGGCCGAACACGCAAUCUGCGACUCCAUUCCGUCAUGCGGAGGCACAGUGCGAAGCGAGUAAUGCCGUAUCGCCGUGCGUGCCGACCACCAGCACUGUAUGAAGAAGCGAGCGGUGGUACGAAUUCAGGGAGG